Lecanosticta acicola is the source of this 1410-nucleotide messenger RNA. The record is from the annotation of a GenBank genome assembly. NCBI's taxonomy places the organism in Eukaryota, Fungi, Ascomycota, Dothideomycetes, Mycosphaerellales, Mycosphaerellaceae.
AUGCGCGCCUCUCACGCUCUCGGUGUUCUGAUACUGACCAGUGCAGCAUCGGCAGCACAACCGCAAAAGCUCACCGAGAUCUUCGAUGUCGAUAUGAGGCCAUAUCCUGCCAACGGCGGCUCUUGCAACCGGCCCCGAGACCCCAACGACGCCAACUCGCCCGUGCUCUUCGAUGCCGACGUCGACUGGCGGAAUCAAGAUAAGAUCCUCAACAAAAUCUGGAAGUAAGUAAGCCUUGUCAAAGAGGCGUGGGAGCAACAUCUUAUUACCCCCCACAAGACGUGCUAACCUUCUCUUCCUCUCAACCCACAGCCAGAUGAACCUGAUGGUCUUCCGCACAACUCAAUCCAUCACUCCGGACGGCUACAACGACAACUUCGAUCAACGCAAACUCAUGAAGUCCUUCUGGGGCAUCUCGCCCGACGCAGAUGCCGGAAACGGCGACGACCAUCAACCAAAACAAGGCAUCAACCUCGAGAAAUUGAACGAAGUCCGCAGUAAGUCUGCUCUUUCUUUUCUAAAGCCUAACAAGAUCUGUUUGAGAAAUCGCUAAACAAGAUCGAUCGAUAGAGCGGUACCAGAGCGCCCUGAACAUCAUGUGGACCCCUCGACAAGACGAGAAGUUCAAGCUGUUCUGCGGCUCUUCGCAUAUGGAAUUCCAAUGGGGCGAUGAGUAUGCCUUUGAUUACGACGGCAAUGCCAUGGCAAGAGGCACCCCCGCGGAUCCUGACCCGUGGACGAUUCGAGAAUGGGAGGAAGCGCACGGUCGUGAUUGGGGUAAGAGGGUCCCCCGACGAUGCAUGUGAUCGAUCACUCGGAGACGCCGAGGUUACUGACUGACCCUCACCGUGCAACAGAUGACCAUUGGUAUUUCUACACCAGUACGGGUGAUGGACCUGGAGAAGUACGUUUCCUCUUCCCAAAACCCCAAAAACCCAGAACUUCCUCAUGAGAACGAUUUCAGGGCUGACGGUCUCUACCUUAGUCCGGCUACCUCCUCCUCCGCAAAGACGACUGGCCCGCGAUCCCCCAGAUCAUCCACGGCCAACUCUACCACUUCCCCUUCCCCUGGGACCCAGCCACCGAACAACCCUCCCUCUGCGCCGGCAACAACCAAGCCGCCGCCGUGCUCAUGACGGACGAGGACCUCCCCGACAACGCCCCCGGCGCCGGCGCCAUUUUGCUCGAUUGGCAUGUGAUCCUGUGCACUCCCCAGGCCUUCUCCCCGGCUCAGGGGCGCGAGGAGAUCCCCGACGAGGCCCAGCCCGUCGGCACGCACCUGGAUACGCUCGAAGUCCUCGCGCUCACUUUUCUGCAUGAGAUGUUCCAUCUGCAGAAUUAUGACGAUUCCGCGGAUCAGCGGCCCUUUCGCCCGCUUAAGGGUGAUGAUGAUGGGAAACCCGUCCCGGA